AUGGUAUGGACAACCAACGACGCCAGAACGGUAGAAAUGGUAGCAGUACGAGAGAACAUUCCAGCAUACCAGAAGAUCAGUAAACUAAUGGUUGAGAACGAAUCUCUGAAGGACCUUCAACAUCAUAGGCGACUUCCAAGAAGCAAAAAGGAACGACAGAUCAUAACGACAAUGGUCAUGCCAUUCCUUGUUGCACGGAAGAAAAGCUCGUUGAAAGACGAGAGGAAACAGAAAAGAAGAAGGCUGUGUGGUCGUACAGUCAGAAUAUCAGAAGUCCGUAAGGAAAUGAAGGAUGAACGUAGAAAAACCGUAUUUGGAAUCAGAGUGGAAAAUAAUGAGAAUGAGAAAGCAGAUGAGGUUGAGAAAAGCUCCGUGAAAGAUGUAGGAGAGCACUCUGCCAGCUUACCCACCAAGAACCACAUUUCACCUGGCCAGCCGCAAAGCAGCUGGCCAGGUGAAAUGCUGAAGGCGGUUCUUGGCCAUUUCGGAAAGAUGCCGAGAGGAGGAUGGCCGUUGUGCAGUUCCCUGUAUUGCGAGAAAUUUGUGUGUGCAAUUAGCCUUCAGGAACUGAAGAAACAAGCGAAUGCUGCAAAUAUCAGUAUUGCGGGAUGUCCAUGUUCGCAGAAACGGUUUUUGGAGGAGUCAGCAAAACGUAUCAAAGCACAAGAUACGUACUUCCAGAAAAACACGCUGCACCAGUCUAAGGUUUAUCUCGAUGUGCAAGAGAAAUAUUUAGUGCUGAAUGCAAGAAGAACAAGGACGUGCGAUGGACCAAACAAAGUGGACGCGAAAAAUCGAAAAUUCAUCAUGGCAAUGUGGAUUGUAGAGUUUCUGAGAAGCAUCACCUCCAGAUGGUCAGGGACAUCGAAAAACAAUGAAGAAGCCAUAAUGGAGAGAAAAAUGCAGCGAGAAAUCGUUCAAGGUGACAGCCUUUCUUCGCUGCUGUUCGUUUUAUGUAUGGACCCGUUGAGCCGUAGGCUUAAUAUCAGACACCUGAGGUAG
Messenger RNA from Thelazia callipaeda (thelaziosis nematode), 1002 nucleotides. Lineage: Eukaryota; Metazoa; Nematoda; Chromadorea; Rhabditida; Thelaziidae. The record is from the annotation of a GenBank genome assembly.